Solea senegalensis (Senegalese sole) is the source of this 3788-nucleotide messenger RNA. Its product is annotated as leucine zipper putative tumor suppressor 2 homolog. Bases 369 to 2453 code for a protein of 694 amino acids. The record is from RefSeq and is a predicted model, not a curated record. The transcript is spliced from 7 exons. Gene Ontology annotation, biological process: negative regulation of canonical Wnt signaling pathway; cell division. Lineage: Eukaryota; Metazoa; Chordata; Actinopteri; Pleuronectiformes; Soleidae.
UGUAAAACAUGAGCAGCGACUGUCCAGUCUUCUGCUCCGUAGAACAGCAAACGCGACAGGAGUGAAAAGUAAGUAAGCGAGAGAAAUAACUUCAGUUUUGUUCUGCGUUUGUGGGUCCGACGAGUUUAUAAAAGGAGGAAAACACCGUCGCAUCCUGAAUUUCUGGGCAGACUUUACGGGACAGAGCAGCAGCUGUCUAUCAACAGUCCUCUGUGAACGGCUGGGAAAACAUAGACAGGCGAGGAAAGAAUGAAGAUCUGUUUGCCGGUGUGAUUUCUAGGAUACCAGCACCCUAUGCUUUCUACGGUCUCAAGACGCUGAAGACGGGGCGUCAUUGACAGAGCAAGUGACCCCUCCCAGCCGCCACCAUGGCUCUGGUUCAGGCUCUGCCCAUAUCUGCUGAGCCCCACAACUCAGGCCUCAGUGGAGGGACCCGUAGAAGACUACAAUCUGGCCCUUCACCCCCCAUCAACGCACCACCACCCUCCACCCUGGAUCCCAUGGGCUCUGUUAGCAGCCUUAUAGCCACCCGCCCUGGUCCCUACCAGGACCAUCGCUCCGGUGUUGAAUUUGGAACAAGGGUUCGACGACCCACACCCGGAGCUUCCCGCCUUGAUGGCGAGUCUCCACAGGAUCAUUUACUGCAGAACAUCUCACCGCUCAAGAAACAAAGCUCCACAGCAUUCAUCAGGGGCCUGGAAAAGGAGAGCAGGAGUGGGAACUACACUUAUCAAAAUGAGGACUAUAUGGGUGACUGGAAUGAGAACCAUGCAGUAACCACCAGCCCAAGUAGUGACACAGAUGAGAUUAAAGAAGGAUCAGGUUUCAAAGGGAAUGUGGGGGGGCCUCCUCCAAAACUGAUCCCAGAGUCAGGAAAACUUGAGAGAAACAUGGAGAAAACAGUGCUGCGGCCCACUGCCUUCAAACCAGUCAUUCCGAAAAGCCGCACCUCCAUGCAGUACCUCUCUCCUCGCCAUUGUGCCAACGUUCCAGAAAGCCAAAACACCCUGAACCUGCUCAGCCCCACCCAUAGGGAAGUGUCGCCCUCCUGCUCCGAGAAACGCAGUUCGUACAGCGGGGCCCGCCACAGUGGCGGCGGGGGGAGCAGUCAGUCCUGCUCGCUGUCGGACUCUGGACGCAACUCCCUCUCCAGCCUGCCACCUUACGGCACCACUGGCUACAGUCUGGCAUCAGGAGAGGCCUCUGUAGGCCACAUGGAGCCCAUGAAGAGUGCUCCAUCAGUCGGUGCACACGGACACUCAAAUUCAGACAGUGGGCGCUCAUCCUCCAGUAAGAGUACAGGCUCUGGGUCGAUAAGUGGCCGAGGGCAACCUUUAUCUGACAGCGGAUCCAGUGGGCGCUCCCCUGGUCCUCUUGAUGGUUAUGAAGGGGUGGUCAGGGACCUGGAGGACAAACUGAGGGAGAGAGAGCUGGAGCUGCAGCAACUUAGAGACAACCUGGAUGAGAAUGAAGCCGCUAUUUGUCAGGUGUAUGAGGAGAAGCAGAAACGCUUUGAACUUGAGCUGGAGGAGCUGAGGCAGAGUUGUGCCACCCGGAUGCAGACAGCCUCACAGAAGGCCCAGCGCGCCCAGCAGGUGCUUCAGAUGCAGGCAUUUCAGCUGCAGCAGGAGAAGAAGAAGCUGCAGGAGGAUUUUGCCCAGCUUCUAAAGGAAAGGGAACAACUCGAGGAGCGCUGCACCUCAUAUGAGCAUGAGAAGAUCCAGCUGGGGCCUCGGCUUGAAGAGACUAAGUGGGAGGUGUGUCAGAAGUCGGGGGAAAUCUCUUUGCUGAAGCAGCAACUGAAGGAGGUGCAGGGAGAGUUGGCUCAACGUGUCGGAGAGAUCGUUUCACUGCGGGGUCAACUCAGAGAGGCUCGUGGUGAGCUAACAAACACCCAGGUCCUGCUCCAGGAGGCUCAUGGCACUACCCGCACACGAACCCUGGAGCUGGAGGUGUGUGAGAAUGAGCUGCAGCGCCGCAAGAGUGAAGCAGAACUCCUAAGAGAGAAGGUUGGACGUCUCGAAGCAGAGUUGGCUCAACUGAAAGAUCAGAGCCAGGGAAACAGACAGUGUCAGGUGUUCCAGGAAGCAGAGGAGCACAUGCUCGCCUAUGAAAGUGACGAGGCAAAGGCUCAGCGGCAGAGCAGCACCGAGGCCUUGCAGAACAUGAAGGCGCAGAUGGACAGGAUGAGGAGUGAGCUGAUUUUUGAGCGUCAGCGGGCUGAGCAGCAAAUGGGAAGCUUCGAGGAGGAGCGCAGGAUAUGGCAGGAGGAGAAGGACAAGGUAAUCCGCUACCAGAAGCAGCUGCAGCAGAACUAUGUACAGAUGUAUCGCAGGAACCGGGAGCUAGAACAGCACCUGCAGGACCUCAGUCAGGAACUGGAGAGCAGGGAGGAGGACGAGGGCAGUGGCAAUGAGAUAAACUUUGAUGAGGUGGCUGCCACAGAAAUUUGACCCCUGUGUGUCACCAGUUUUUGAUUUGCACUACUAUCAGCAUAACAUUUUAACCCACAUAACACAGAUCUGGUCUCUUCUUGAUCCUUUAGAGGGAAACGGAUCGGCAGCGCACACACACAAAAAAAAAAUCAAAGACAAAAACAUCUGCAGUGUAAAAUCAGCCACACUUUAGUUCUGCCUCAUUGGUCUGCUCUCCAUGGAGUCCUGCUUUAAAAGCCAAUGACCUCCAUUAGUCAUUAGUAGGCCACCUCGGUCCUCUUUUCCUCCAUUAAUGUCUGUGUUAGUAUUUGCACUGACUAACUAGACAUCAGUGUUGUAGUCCUCCUUCACAGUCUGAUUCUAGGUGAUGGGCAUGAGUAACAUCAACCUUUCACAGUCCUCCCACGCUGUUCGUCGUGGGCUCACAUUAGUACCAUUACUUCUGAGUGUGCCCACACUGUUCAAAUGACGGCAACACAUCCAGCAUGCUGUAAGAGUGAGUAAGUCGGAUCUAAAGUGUUAAUGACGGUGGAUUCACUGUGAUGUAGUGAGGAUUCUAUUGUUUGUUUUCCCCCCAGAACUCCAACAUGGCCAACAUUUAAACUUGAGAGGUUUCCAAAAUAGGUUUACUUCCUUCUGUUUUGGAGGAUGGCAUAAAAACACUGAAUUAAUGUUUUCAUUACACACAGCACAGUACACAGAAUUAGUUUCUCGAUGAAACAAAUACUAACACUAACAGAACUCCUUACAUACAGUGCACAUGUCGGCUUCUCUCUUGCCUCUUUAUUGCACUUGUGAGAAGAGUUGAUUUCAUCACUUUCUGUUGUGUGUGUGUGUGAGUGAGUAAGUGGGUGAUAUGGAUGAAACUACUUUAAUGGUAAACAGUACAGUCAUUUUAUAAUGCUUUAUACUGUUGAUUGCAAUAUAGUCAUUGUUCUAGAAUAAAAAUACAUGUUUUUAACUACAGGUGUUACUAAUAACAUUAACAAUGGCUCUGCUAUUCUCAAGUUUUUCUCAUGUGGUAGUAAUUUAUCAUGUACAGCAACAGAGCCGUGCAUUAAAUCACUCCUAAUUUUCUUUUAUGAGGACACCAAAUUCUCAUUUUAAAUAUUUUCUUUUAUAUAAUUUCUGGCAUUUCCAGUUGUUUUUUUUUCUAUAAUGCACUAAUUGAAACAGCUGGAUGAAAACAAGUAAUCUCUUGUGAGAGUCUGAAAUUGCAUUUACUGCUUACUGAAAAAAAGUGAAGGGAAUUAUUAGUGACUGUUUUAUUAUUGAGGUUUAGGCUUUUUCAUGAUGUGUUGAAUCAAUUGUGCCUAUUGAAAGAGGCUGUUGUUUAAAAGGAUGUUUAUGUGA